AUGUCAUUAGACUCUGCAUCCUUGUCAGACUGUAACAACACUAUUAACAACAGCAGCAGUAUCAGUAGCAGUGGUAGUUGUAACAGUAUUGAGGAUAACAUCAAUAACAAUUCAAUAUCAACUACGACUACGACGCGGCAUCAACAACAACAAAGACAGAAUAGUUCAAUACUCCAACAACAAUUACAGGAAACGACAAACGAUUCAGCUUGGACAUCGAGUGGAACACCAUUCUCUACAUCUUCAUCAUUAUCUGAUUUAUCAAAUAUAUCAACUGGUGGAGGCAACGAAGACUCAACACAAAUGGGAACACUGACAACAGGUGAGCGAGGCGGUUUCCAAAUCGACCUUGCCAAUCGAAACUUCACAAGGAUACCAACACGUCUCCCAGUCGACAAGGAGAGCAUUGAGUCCUUUAUCAUCAGUCUGAACAAGAUCACCACUGUCCCCGACACAUUCUAUCAGAACUUCACAAGUCUAUACUCACUCAAUCUUGAAGAUAACAAACUAAAGAAGUUGCCAAAGACACUAAAGAGGUUGCCAUGUCUACAGGUGUUGCGACUUGGAAGGAACAAAUUCAAAAAGAUACCAAAGGUUGUGUUGGAGAUGCCAACGAUUGAGACAUUGGACCUAUCACAUAAUCGUAUCGAAUCAAUACCAAGCAGAAUCAAUCAAUUGGUGGAGCUAAAGGAGCUCAAUGUAUCAUAUAAUCACAUUGUUGUACUGCCCUCGGAAUUGUCAGAGCUCACUCUCUUUGUUCUGGAUGUCACUGGCAAUGCAAUCUUGUCACCACCUCUGGAAGUUGUCGAGUUGGGUAUCGAGUCGAUAAUCGAUUACUUACUCGAGGCCAAACUGUCCAAGUCAGGAAGUGGCAGUGGAUCAAAACAACAAAGCAACAGCAGCAGCAGCAUUGGUAUGACUGGUGGAGCAAGUGCAGCGUCAUCAGUGAGCGAACAAGAACAACAACAACAACAACUUCAGAAGAAGGAAAAACGAAAGUCAGUUAUCAGGGAGCCAUCAUCAUCGUCAUUGUCAUCAUCGCAAUCAACAGCGAAGAAGUCAUCAGACUACGUACCAUUCAGCUUCCCCUCGAGACACCUUCGUCCCACCGUCACUGCCGAACCACAAUCACCAACGUUGUCAACAUCUCCAACAUCAAUAUCCAACACUGACUACACGCCCAAGCGAGUCAAGGCCAAGUCAUCACCAAAGAGAACAGAGUCCACAUUAUCGUCAGAUGGCUACGACUCAAUUCCAACCUCUGCUUCGAAUGAGAACUUCAAGGAUAGGAAGGGAUUGGUCAGCAGUGGCAGCAGUAGCAAGAGAGAGAGGAACAACACAUUGACGAGGAGUGCCGCUGGCAAGGAGGCCGGUCGCGCGUCCCUUGAUUCCGAUGAUCAGACAUCCUCCUCGUCGGAUGACCAGACCACCAUGUCCACUACCUGCUCGCUGGCCUCUGGAAUGCUUCCGCUCAAGUUGGACGGCAUGGAGCAGUCGCCCGAGGAGUUUGAGUUGAGCUCAUCAACAUCCAAUCCAAACACGCAUCCUUUGACACCAAGUAGCUCACCCCGAUCCAACUCCAGCUCCACUACCAAGCCAAUGUCACAGUCGUACAACAAUGUGACGAUUGGAAGGUCGUCAAAGAAUACACGUCCAGGUGCCGUGCUACAGAAGAUGGCAACCGUUCUGAACCUGUCGCGUCCAAUGACCAGGACGUUCACCAUCUCACCACCCGAGUCUGGCGCGUCGUCCACCACAUCCUCGCCCCCACAAUCACCAAGUAAGCAAGCCAAUGAAAGUGUUUCAGAGGCCACUAGCGAGCGACCAAGAGCCAGAGACAGAAGAGGAACGGUAGCAGCGUCUGAGAUGACCUGA
Acytostelium subglobosum LB1 is the source of this 1875-nucleotide messenger RNA. RefSeq lists its product as hypothetical. The coding region runs from base 1 to 1875 and encodes 624 amino acids. The record is from RefSeq and is a predicted model, not a curated record. The transcript has 2 exons. Lineage: Eukaryota; Evosea; Eumycetozoa; Acytosteliales; Acytosteliaceae. Gene Ontology annotation, molecular function: protein binding.